UGUCUCACUUAUUAGAUCACACUGAUGUUAUUUAUUUUCUGUUUAUAUCUCUCAUGCCAGAGUACCAUGUCUUCUCACGAUUUUUUAAUCAGUAACACCACAGUGCAACCUCCAUUAGCUGCUGUCCAUGAGGUAAUGCUAAUGUGUGGGAAACUCGACCUUAAUGACAUCAGGUCUGCUAGCGGUUCAGAUAAAACCGCCGCGGGAAAGCCAUAUAUAAAGAGGAUAACGUACUACUCGCCCUCACAUUCUACCCCAAGAAGGCGACCAUAUAAUUACCAAGAUAAAAUAAACAGAACAAAACGCUGAUGAUGAAGUGGCUCACGUUACUUGCCGUCGCCAUCUUGGCUGUAGGAUGCCACGGGUGCGAGAGCGGCUGGGAGGACAUCGGGGGCACGUGCUUCGGCCUCUUCACGGAGAGCAUGCCGUGGGCCGACGCCAGGACCUUCUGCCAAGGCCACGGUGGAGACCUGGCGAAGGUGGCCGACGCCGACAUGCUCAGGGCUCUGUACGAGUACAUCAUGACCUAUGGUCUGAGCGGGAGCUAUUGGCUGGGCGCGUCCGACCUGACCUUCGAGGGCGACUGGCUGUGGGUGCAGGACAACAGCAGGGUGGACCGCGGGACGCCCUUCUGGGCCAUCCACAGCGGACUCUUCGGCUGGGACCACGAGCCCAACGGCGGCGCGGAGGAGAACUGCCUCGUCCUGGAUGAGACGCGCAAAUAUUACUUCAACGACGCCAACUGCAACCUCGUGUUCCAUCCCGUCUGCAUGGUUUAACAUCCUCCUCUUCUUCUUCUCCUCGCCUUCUACCCACGCGUUCUUACAUCCACUGUGAUCGAAUGUAUUAUGCCUUAUCGACCAAACCUCUGACGAGCUUGGUCUUAUUUCUCUUACAUAUGUUGUUAACAUUUGUAAGUUCCAAAGUAUGUAUCUGAGAUUUUGACAGACGCCUUUAUGUUCUUGUAUCAUAAAGUUUGCUGUAGUGAAAAUGUACUUACGAGUUAAAUACAUUUGGCAACUGAUAUAAGA
Messenger RNA from Penaeus monodon (black tiger shrimp), 1031 nucleotides. RefSeq names its product perlucin-like protein. The transcript is spliced from 4 exons. The record is from RefSeq and is a predicted model, not a curated record. NCBI's taxonomy places the organism in Eukaryota, Metazoa, Arthropoda, Malacostraca, Decapoda, Penaeidae. The coding region runs from base 309 to 779 and encodes 156 amino acids.